AUGCCGGAGGGAGGCACGGAGCCUGCUGCCGGGGCCGCCGAUCCCGGUUCCACCGCCCAGGACCCGGCGACCCAAGGAGGAGCUCCGCCGAAGCCCACCGCGUCGGGGGUCGCACCUUCCCGGCCCCGCCGGCGGCCGCUGCCCCAGCGCCAGCACCACUGCCCCGACUGUGACAAGGCCUUCUCCUACCCCUCCAAGCUGGCCACGCACCAGUUGGCGCAUGGCGGUGCCCACCCGCACCCCUGCUCACACUGCCCCAAGGCCUUCCGCCACCGCUCCAAGCUGGCUGACCUCUGGACCCACGCCCCCUCACGUCCCUACCCGUGCCCCGACUGCUCCAAGUCCUUCUGUUACCCCUCCAAGCUGGCAGCCCACCGCCACAUGCACCACGCCACAGACGCCCGCCCCUACCCCUGCCCGCACUGUCCCAAAGCCUUCUCCUUUCCCUCCAAGCUGGCCGCCCACCGCCUUUGCCACGACCAUCCUGCGGCGCCGGGCGGCCAGGCCUCAGGCCGCCAUCGGUGCUCCAGCUGUGACCAGGCUUUCGGCCAGAGACGCCUGCUGCUCCUCCACCAGCGCGGCCACCACCAGGCCGAGGGCCAGGGCGAGGCUGUUGGCCAACGCCGGCCUUGGGUUGGUGAGAAAUACCAACAGGCUCCCUCAACUUAA
Molecule: messenger RNA, 669 nt
Organism: Ochotona princeps (American pika)
Lineage: Eukaryota; Metazoa; Chordata; Mammalia; Lagomorpha; Ochotonidae
Gene: ZNF575
Product: zinc finger protein 575
Source: RefSeq, a predicted model, not a curated record